CAUUUUAGUGAAUGCCUGUCCUCGAUCACCUGCGAUUAUAAUUGGCCAAUUCGGAUUUAAAUUCACGUAAAGUACAGAUCGAAGGGCAGUUUUCGCAGACAUGUUUCUUUCCCUAGUCGUAAUUCUGCAGGCACUAGGAGUCCUGAAUGCGGAGGUGCUGCGUUCCGGUAUCGUCAAUGGAACCAAGGCUGGAACGCGCCCGUUCCCUCACCAAAUUUCGCUCAGGCACCAAGGCGCACACGUUUGCGGCGGGUCGAUUGUCAGUCCGAUGGCGGCGUUAACGGCAAUUCACUGUUUUGGGGACAAGAAUCCCAGGAAUUAUGUGGUUGUCGUCGGUAUUAAAACUUUGAAGGAGAGGGGGGUCGUUCACAAUGUCGCAAAGAUCAUAUUGUCAAAUGAAAUCACCGACGUCUUCAAAUUCGACCUAGCCAUUGUGAAGGUUGUAAAACCUUUUGUUUUCAACAAGUUAGAGGCGCCGAUAGCGCUCGAUAGAGAAGGAACCGCAGAAGCAACCUGCAUUACCAGCGGUUGGGGUUUUACUCGCGCAAAUGGACAGUUAAGUCAAGAUUUGCUGUUCCUCGAAGUGAAUACCAUCACCAAUCGGGAGUGCCAACUCAGGCAACCACGCCGUUCUCAAAUUAUAUAUAACUCUCACAUAUGUACGAGCACGCCGCAAGGGAAGGGAGUUUGUCAAGGUGAUUCUGGAGGUCCCCUAGUUUGUAACGACACACUGGCGGGGAUUACUUCAUUUGGAUGGCCUUGCGCGCUUGGUUUUCCGGAUACCUUCGUACGGGUGUCGACAUUUAUCCAGUAUAUCGACUUUUACCUGGACCAGUUAUUUUUUGCAAUUCGCUUUUAUGCUCGGAAACUGCUAGCACCGUGCAGUAGUGUGUAUGCCAUCGACAUGUUGUUUUUCUUUGUUGUGAUUCUGCAAGUGUUCUGUGCCCAUAGUGCGGUGGUGCUGCGUUCCGACAUAGUAAAAGGAACCAACGCUGCGAAGAGCCAGUUUCCUUACCAGGUUUCGAUCAAGCAUCGUGGUUCACACACUUGCGGAGGAUCGAUUGUUAAUCUGAACACUAUUGUAGCGGCAGCUCACUGUUUUAAGGACCCAAUUGUCGCGAAUUAUAGGGUCGUGGCGGGCAUCACAAAUUUAAGGGAGAAAGGUGUCGUUCGCAAGGUAGCCCGUAUUAUACUGUCGAAAGAAAUUACCAACGUUUUCGUCUUCGACGUAGCUGUUGUGAAAGUUGAGCAACCGUUCGUCUUCAACGCCCUAGUGGCGCCUAUACCGUUGGACAAGAAUGGAACUAAAGAAGGAACUACCUGUAUCGCAAGCGGCUGGGGUUUAACUCGGGCAAAUGGAUCGGUGAGUCAAGAUUUGAUGUUCGUCGAUGUGAAGACCAUGACCAAUGAGCAGUGUCAGGAGAUGCAACCGUACCCUAGUCAGCGCAUUUACAAGUCCCACCUAUGUACCAGUACCGCAGAGGGAAAAGGAGUAUGUCAAGGCGAUUCUGGAGGCCCUCUUCGAUGUGAAAAUGCACUUUGUGGAAUUACCUCGUUCGGAUGGCCUUGCGCUCGUGGUGCUCCCGACGCUUUUGUGAGGGUGCACCUAUUCGUUGAAUAUAUUGAGUAUUACAUGAAUCAACCGGCAAAUUAA
This is a messenger RNA of Photinus pyralis (common eastern firefly), 1654 nucleotides long. RefSeq names its product transmembrane protease serine 9-like. Gene Ontology annotation, molecular function: serine-type endopeptidase activity. The coding region runs from base 101 to 1654 and encodes 517 amino acids. Gene Ontology annotation, biological process: proteolysis. The transcript is spliced from 4 exons. NCBI's taxonomy places the organism in Eukaryota, Metazoa, Arthropoda, Insecta, Coleoptera, Lampyridae. The record is from RefSeq and is a predicted model, not a curated record.